Messenger RNA from Rattus norvegicus (Norway rat), 2490 nucleotides. RefSeq names its product Mk1 protein (gene Mk1). The record is from RefSeq and is marked provisional. Gene Ontology annotation, biological process: actin cytoskeleton organization. Gene Ontology annotation, molecular function: actin binding. Lineage: Eukaryota; Metazoa; Chordata; Mammalia; Rodentia; Muridae. The transcript has a single exon. The coding region runs from base 1937 to 2314 and encodes 125 amino acids. Gene Ontology annotation, cellular component: cytoskeleton.
GACAUUUAAUUCGGGCUGGCUUACAGGUUCAGAGGUUCAGUCCAUUAUCGUCAAGGUGGGAGCAUGGCAGCAUACAGGUGGGCAUGGUGCAGGAGGAGCUGAAUUCUACAUCUUCACCCAAAGGAAGCCAGGAACAGACUGAGCAUCCUCAGGCAGCUAGGAGGAGGGUCUCCAAGCCCAUCCCCACAGUGACACACCCUCCAACAAGGCCACACCUUCUAAUAGUGCCACUCCCUGGGCCAAGCAUAUGCAAACCAUCACAGUGCGUUAUGACAUCAUCCUACAUUUUCUAUCACUCAUUUUAAAAGAAAUACUUUUAGUUUUUCUCCAGUCAGUAUAAUGGAUUCUGUAGCUCCUUUUUUUUAUUGGUUAUUUUAUUUACUUACAUUUCAAAUGUUAUCCCCCUCCCAGUUUGCCCUCUGAAAAUCCCCUAACCCAUCUUAUCGCCCUCCCCCUGGUUUUAUGAGGCUGCUCCCCAUCUAUCCAUCCACUUCAGCCUCGCUGCCCUAGCAUUCCCCUAUGCUGGGGAAUCAAGCUUUCCCAGGACCAAGGGCCCCUCUCCCAUUGAUGCCAGACACUGCCCUCCUCUGCAGCAUAUGCAGCUGGAGCCAUGGAUCCCUCCAUGUGUGCUCUUUGGUUGGUGGUUUAGUCCCUGGGAGCUCUGGGAGUCUGGUUGGUUGAUGUUGUUGUUCUUCCUAUGGGGUUGCAAACCCUUUCAGCUCCUUCAGUCCUUCCCCUAACUCCUCCAUUGGGGUCCCCAUGCUCGAUCCAAUGGUUGGCUGCAAGCAUCCUCAUCUGUGUCACUAAGGCUCUGGAGAGCCUCUCAGGGGACACCCAUAUCGGGCUCCUGUCAGCAAGCACUUCUUGGCGUCCAUAGUAGUGACUGGGUUUGGUGGCUGCAUGUGGGCCACAGAUGUUUCUGUGGGGACAGCAAGUCACCCCGGGGCACUCCAGGGUGCCCUUACCCCUGAGACUGCUCAGAUCUCCAUGUGACGACAGACACAGGAUCGACAGGAAGAUGACAUGAAGAGACCGCUUCUGAACAAGGAACGUUAGAGCUUAAAAAGUAGCCGGGCCCAGCACACAUGCGAUCAUAAGCCCUGCACUGGGUAGGUCGAGGGAGGAGUCAGCCUCAGCUACACAGUGACUUGGAGGCUAGCCUGGGCUAUAGGAGACCCAGUCUCACAAACAAAAAGAUCCAGGGAUGAGAAGUUGCUUCAGAAUUCACAUCCAUCAAUCCCAUGGGGACAGCGAGGCCUCCGACCACCCAUAAAAGAAAGGUGGUGUCUACAAUACUGUGGCUUCACUGGCAGGGACUAGACUUGGUCUUGGAAGGAGUCCAGGUCACAUGUCACAUCCCACCCUUCCUGAGAGCCCCUCCCUCCUGGCCUGGAAGUUCAAAGUCAGCUGGAGACAAAGGCUGGCUGGCGUCCCAGACACACUUCCAAAUGCACUUCAACCGAUAUCCCUGUGGCCGAUGCGACAUGUUGGGACAUGCCUGGGCACCUCAGCUCUGGUCCUAGGUCCCUAACAGGAUAUUAGAGGCUGUCUACCUCAGGAUGCAGAACAUCCACAGAGCCUGGGUGACGGUUCACUGUAGGUUCUAGGUCCCCGGUGGGCCAUGUGUGUGGCAAACACCUGUCCGACUCCCAGCACUUAGGAAGCUGAGGCCAGAGAAUUAGGAGUUCACAUGAGGCCAACCUGGAUUACAGAAUGAGUUCAAAUGGCCAGCCUGAGCUACCUGAGACCCUGUCUCAAAAAGAACAACAACAAAUACUCUCAAAAUUUUAGAGUCUCUAAAUUUUUAGUCUAAAAAAAAUCAGAGUUCUGGACAGCAGCACGUGUCCUGACGAGCUCUCUCUACCCCCAGUCAGCCAGCCUGAUCCCAGCCUGUGAUCCCAGCAGCAGCCCGCAGAGCAGCCCCAGCUGCAGCGUCAUGGCACGGUGGCAGAUGGCACCUGUCAGGACACGGCCAUUGGCCAUUGUAGGCUACAAGGAUUUGCCCUCCAUCUGGGCUGCCAUCCCUGGGAAGAACUUCGUUAGCAUUACACUUGCUGAGUUUGGUCUCAUGGUAGGCAAAGACUGGUCAAGUUUUUUCAUGAAUAGCUUGACGCUUGGGGGCCAAAAAAUGUUCUGUGAUCCAGGACUCACUGCUGCAAGUCGGGGAAUUUACAAUGGGUCUUCAUACCAAGAGCACUGGAGGAACCCCCACCUUCAAUGUCACUGCACCAUGACUGCCAAGAUGCUCCUGCUGAUGGGCAAAGAAGGUACCCACGGUGGUUGGAUCAACAACCACGGUGGUUGGAUGUUGUGAAAUGGCCUCUCACCUGCGGCACCCCCUUUUUUCCACACACACCAUUAUUUUUUGGGGUCGUUACCCCAUUUCCCUUAUUGCUGUCAAAACCACAUGGGGUCUGGGGCUGGACGGACAGGUACUUCCCCCUACCCAAACCCCCUCUCCUGGGUCUGGAAUACCCACACCAAGUUUGC